Messenger RNA from Triplophysa dalaica, 3573 nucleotides. RefSeq names its product periostin, osteoblast specific factor a (gene postna). NCBI's taxonomy places the organism in Eukaryota, Metazoa, Chordata, Actinopteri, Cypriniformes, Nemacheilidae. The record is from RefSeq and is a predicted model, not a curated record. The coding region runs from base 34 to 3030 and encodes 998 amino acids. Gene Ontology annotation, molecular function: protein binding. The transcript is spliced from 26 exons.
UCAGUGGGCUUGAUCUGCAGGAGACACUCCAAUAUGAUACUUCUGUUUACAGCUGCAUUUACCAUCCUGGCACUCUCCUCCCUGGACCAGGUGGAUUGUUCAGCGUAUGACAAGAUAGUCACACACAGUCGCAUCAGGGCUAAGAAUGAAGGGCUCAACGUGUGCGCUUUACAACAGGUCAUGGGGACCAAAAAAAAGUACUUCAGCACAUGCAGAAACUGGUACAAGAAAUCCAUCUGCGGCAAGAAGGCUAUGGUUUUAUAUGAAUGCUGCCCUGGUUAUAUGAAGCUAGACGGAAAGCGUGGGUGCCCAGCAGUGACCCCCAUUGACACAGUUUAUGGGACUCUGGAUCUGGUCGAUGCCAAGCUCACCAAGCAGUACUCGGAGAAGUCCGAAGUGAAGGAAGAAAUCGAGGCUGAUGGUACCUACACGAUGUUCGCACCCAGCGAUGAUGCCUGGGAAACGUUAGAUCCAGUUUUGAAAGCUCCUUUGUUGGGCAAUGGAGCCAUUGAACUUUACAACACUCUCCACCAUCACAUGGUCAACAAACGACUUCUCACCAAAGACCUGAAGAAUGAUAUGACCAUAGAGUCCAUGUACAACAAUCAAGGGCUCCUUAUCAAUCACUACUCCAAUGGAGUAGUCACUGUGAAUUGUGCCAGGAUCAUUCACGGCAACCAAGUGGCCACUAACGGAGUCGUGCACGUCAUCGAUCGGGUCAUUAGCAUCGUGGAACAAUCGAUAAAGGAUGUGAUCGAAAACAAUGAUGAGCUUACUUCACUGAACACAGCUGCCUUGGCAUCGGGUCUGCUGGACCAACUGGGUGAGCCUGGACACUACACAUUGUUUGCUCCAACCAAUAAAGCUUUUGAGAAGCUAGACAGAGAGGUGCUGGAGAGACUGUUGGGUGACAAAAGCUUGCUUCAGGUGCUUUUGAAGUACCACACCCUGAACUCAGUCCAGUGCUCAGAGGCCAUUAUGGCGGGCUCCAUCUACGAGACCCUUGAGGGUAGUAACAUUGAGAUCGGGUGUGAUGGCGAGAGCCUCACAGUCAACGGGAUCAAGAUGGUUCUAAAGAAGGACAUCGUCACCAGAAAUGGUGUCAUUCAUCUGAUAGACCAGGUUCUUAUGCCUGACUCAGCCAAGCAGGUGAUUGAGCUCAUUGGCACAUCUCAAAGCUUCUUCAAGGACAUGGUGUCGGAACUUGGCCUUUUUGCCGCCAUGCAGGCUAAAACUGAAUAUACAGUUCUCGCACCGCUCAACGGCGCCUUCACUGAAGAGGUGAUGUCCAUGGACGAGCGUCUCUUAAAGAUUAUCCUGGAAAACCACAUCCUGAAAUUCAAGAUUUCUCUGAGCGAGCUUUACAACGGCCAGUUGCUUGAGACCAUAGGAGGAAAACUACUGAGAGUCUUCAUUUAUCGCACGGCUGUGUGUAUUGAGAACGCGUGUAUGGUGAGGGGCAGCAAGGAGGGCAGUAAUGGAGCCCUGUUUCUCAUGAGGUCUCUGAUCCAUCCACCCCAGACAACCAUCUAUGACCUGCUUUUAAAAGACGGACGCUUCAAAAUCUUCCUGACUCUGAUGGAGAGCGCCAAACUGACAGAUCUAUUGAAACAGGAGGGAUCAUACACUGUCUUUGCGCCCAUCGAUGAAGCCUUUAGAGGCCUGUCAGAAGCAGACCUCAAUCUUCUGAAGAGUGAUGUCAACACCCUGACGACAAUCCUGCUUUACCAUUUUAGCAAAGGUGUCUUUAUUAAUGGAGGGCUGGAAGGUGGAGUGACUAACCUUCUCAAAACCAUGCAGGGUAACAACCUUCAAGUGCUGUCUAUUAACAACUCCAUCCAUGUGAACUCAGUGGACGUUCCAGAUUUUGAUCUCAUGGCAUCUAAUGGAGUGGUUCAUGUAGUGAAGACCAUAUUAUAUCCUAAAGAUCUGCCAGUUGGCCGUGAAGACAUAUUGAUUCUGCUGAACAGACUCAUCAAAUACAUGCAGCUCAAGUUUGAAUCCGGAUUCACCUACCAAGAGAUUCCACUCACAUUCAUCAAAAGGACUAAAACCACAACUCAUGUCAUUGAGAAAGGUCCUGAGAUCACGUUGAUUGACAAGGAACCAUCUGUGACCAAAGUUACCAGAGUCAUCGAAAAGAAUCCUGGUGGUGCUAAUGUGCUGAUAGAGGGGGAGACUACAAAAGUGACCAGGGUCAUCGAGGGCCAGCUACCGGUUACUACUGUCACCAGAGUCAUUGAAUCUGGACCUGUAGCUGAACACAUUGUAAUUGAAGGGGAGCCCAGUAUAACCAAACUUACACGAGUGGUUGAAAGAGAACCCAGUAUCACCAAAGUUACACGAGUGAUUGGAGAAGAACCCAAUAUCACCAAAGUUACACGAGUGGUUGAAAGAGAGCCCAAUAUCACCAAAGUUACACGAGUGGUUGAAGGAGAACCUAGUAUCACCAAAGUUACAAGGGUGAUCGAAGGGAAGCCAUCAAUUACAAAGGUCACAAGGGUCAUUGAAGGUCAUAGUGCCUCCUCUGAUGGUGAACUUGACUCUGAUGAUGAAAUCAAGAAAAUCGUGGGUGAAGAUGUAGUCAAGAUGAGGACAUUUUUGGAUGGCGAGGUACUAAGUCUCCAGGACGAAGAUAUCAAAAAAAUCUCUGACGCGAUCACUGCUGGAGGUGGAGGAGGCAUUACUACUAUAACCCGACUAGUCAAACAACAACCUCAGAUUGUUAAAGGUGAAGGAGUCACCACCUUUACCAGAGUAAUUAAACCACAAUCUGAGAUUGAAGGUGGGGCGGGUCACACUACUUUUACCAGAACAAUCAAUCCGGAGCCUCAGAUUAUUGAAGGACCAGAUUUCUCAAAGAUUGAAUCUUUCAAUGGAAAUCAAGGUCUCAUUGAUGCAGAGUCAGAGAAAAUCACCAGAAUCAUCAAGGAGGGUCGUUCAAAAAAGAGAGCUGCCGUAAGACAACCACAACCAGGAGCAAGGAGAAGAAUGAGACUGGUUAGGCGUCGCCCCAAACCCCCACAGUGAGGGUGUUGAGACCAACCAAAUGGAUGCUACAGGAUAAUGACAUGCAGGGUUAUAAAACCACAGUGUGUUUGACCAAGAAAUACACAUUUGUUACAAACCACAUACAACAUUUACAAAUUACAAACCAAAAUCUUGGACUUGUGUGAUGUACACCCCUUCAACAACACAGAUAAGGGGGAAUUGAAAUGGUGAUGGUUUUAAAAAGAGAAAUGGUUAGAUUUUUAUGUUGUUUAUAUUUUUAUUUUAAAUACAUUCUUUUUGAACCGUGUGAAGAGCCUUUUCAUUAAGCUUGUCAUGCACAUAUGAUUUUUGGUGCUCGCAUUCAAAGACAUGAAUGCAUUUUUAUUUGUAUGGAAUAGCAAAGCUUUGCCUGUUUUUACUGAGUUUUCAUAAAGUCAUACAGCUUGUGACUUUGUUUUACAGUACGCCUGUUACUCAGUUGGUUACUGAUGGAGUUCACUUUUCCCUCAAACUGUCAUUUUUCUUCUCGGCUAGACAAGACUGUCUAUUUGUACAAAUAAAACAAGUUUUUACUUAAAACAA